UUCUAGAUAAGGCUCUAAAAUUACCAGUGGUACUGGCUGUGCCUAAAUUUAAAGAUUAUGGGAAAUGGUUAUAGCAAGCUGCCACAUAAAUAAAUAAUUGAAAGUGAAAGGAGGAAGGUAGAUUCAUGAGAAAGUAUUCCUUUCCAAAAUGCAGCACAGAGAGAUGAAAACAAAUUGAAGACUGAAUCUUAGAUGUUCACUCUGUACAUUAAGUUUAAUGGUGCUAUCGACAGCUUCAUAUGACAGGAAAUGAUCUGGGCGUUUUGUUCACUUAUUCUGGAUGCCCUUAGUUUCAGAGAGCAACUGGUAACAUGGAUUGCACCUCGGAAGGGGACAGCUGAACUCUCCCUCUGGCUUUAGUAAGGAAAAAGCAGCGAUGAAAUCCGUGGACUAUGUGCACGUCAUCCAACAGAAGGAUACCGCCUCCUCUCCUUCUGCCCCCCCUGGUGCUGUUUCAGGCAGCACGGGACUCUUUUCUGUCACAUUCCUGUGGCUCGCAAUGCUCCUGUCCUCUUGUCUUGCAGCAGUAUCUCUUUACCAUGUUAUCACCCUGAAAACAGAACUAGAAGCUCUGCGCAGUGAGCUGAUCUACAGGCUCCAGGCAAGGUCUCCACUAGACCAGCCACCCGUGUCCCCUGAGGAAAAUAAAGCAGGUACCCCUGUUUCUUCCUUCCUGCAAGUGUCUGCAGCUGGCACCAGGCAGGAGAACAGGCUUCCGGAUAGCUUCCAAAAGGAAAUCUGGAAUGGGAGUAGAAACAGGGGCAGACGGUCUGUUGUCCACACAGAAGAAAAAGUGCUACAGGCCUGCUUGCAACUGAUCGCUGACAGCAAAAGUGAUAUCCAACAGAAAGAUGAUUCAAGCAUUGUCCCUUGGCUUCUGAGCUUUAAACGGGGAACAGCUCUGGAAGAACAAGGAAAUAAAAUAGUGAUCAAGGAAACAGGUUAUUUUUUCAUAUAUGGCCAGGUUUUAUAUACGGAUACAACAUUUGCUAUGGGACACCUAAUACAGAGGAAGAAGGCUCACGUGUUUGGGGAUGAUCUCAGCUUGGUGACAUUGUUUCGUUGCAUCCAAAAUAUGCCACAGUCUUAUCCAAAUAAUUCUUGCUAUACUGCUGGCAUUGCAAAAUUAGAAGAAGGAGAUGAACUUCAACUUACAAUACCACGGAGAAGGGCCAAAAUAUCCUUGGAUGGAGAUGCCAGCACCAACUUCUGAGAACUUUUCUUCACUUUUAUAAGCGAACCUAAAACAGGAAACACACCAGACAAACUUGUGAUAUAACCACCAUGUGAUUACCAGAAAGCCAAUUUAUUUCAGACAAUGGGCAACUCUAGAUAACAACUGUAAAGCAGUGAGUUUUUGGCUUUGAAACAAUGUAUUGUCCAUAAGAAAAAAAAAAGAUGGAGUUGACAUAAAUAACAGCAUGACCAGGACCAUAGACUAUCAAAUUAUUAUCCAUAAUUGAAAAGGAAAACUAAAAUACAUAUUAGAUUUUCAUUAUUUCAUCAAUAAAAUAUUUGAAGUAUGAAGGAUGGGAAAGAAACAUCGUACAGUAGAUUCCUUAUCACAAAAUGAAGAUGUUAGGUGGGUUCUGGGUUUUGUUUUUCUUUUUUCUUUGACACAAAGAUUUUGGGGAAAGAAAAAAUCUAAAUGUAUGGGAUAAUGUAAAUAUACAGAAUAGUAGCCACUGUCUUGCUUCUUCCCUGUGAACAAGAGAUUUACUAAAAUCUUUUAGUAUUUACUAAUUAGAAUUAAUUUUAGUGGAAAAAGGACAUGUAAGAUGCUUCAACAGCUCAAUCUUCAAAGCAUUUGCGUCAAGGAAUAUGUGUACAAUUCUAUGUAAACAAGGCAGGAACAAAAAGAAAUGCAAUGAAAUUAGACACAUUACAGUGGGUGGAAUUGGAUUUCUGGCUUCAUCAUUUCUGCAGUCAUAUAUAGAUGUGUAUAUAUACAUUAUAUAGAUGUGUUUGUAUAUAUAUGAACGUAUGUACACACACAUAUGUCUUGGACAUUUGAACAUAGAUAAAAGAUAAAAUUUAAAUAGAUAGAAGAUAAAAUUUUAUCUUCUUUUGAAUAGUUUAUCCAAUGGAAAUAUUACUUCAUACAUAUUCCUUUUAUUUCUCUUGCGCCUUGCUAUGAUCCCCUCUAUGCAACUUAGUAAAAAAUAAAGUCCCAUAGACCUGGAACCAGCCAUGCAGUUAAGAAAAUACAUUUGUAUUUAACCCUAGGUUAAAUAUAGGCUUUUUCUGCAGUUUUGAAUACAUUGCUCAAUGCUGUUUCACCAAAAUAAUCAGACCUGUAGAAAAACUGAACAAGACAUCCUUUUUUCUUUUCUUUUGUCUCCUUUGUUCAAUAGAUAGGAUUUAUGUCUUUUUUUACCCCAAAUAUUGCAUGGUCAAGAUAAUACAGUGGUAAUAGUGUGGGCAAGACUUCUAGUAGCUAGUGUAAUACAAACAUUGAGUACUUGUUCCACGGAUCUUUAAAGAAUAUUAAAGUGCUGUUGGAAUAGAGAAAAUAAUAACACCUCCCCUGUACUGUACUUCACUUGACAAUUUUUUUAGGAUUUGAGAACUGUGUUAUGUAAGUUUAUUUAGUAAAGAAAAGAUGCUUUGUAUAUUGCAGUCUCUUUGUUUUUAUAAACCAUGAUUUGAUUGAGUUCUCAGGGUGAUAGACAAUAAAUAAAAGAGUUUUGGAGCUAAGAAUUACAGAGCAUGGUAAACUAAUGCAACAAUUAAUUCAACUUCUCUGGGCUUCAGGAAGACAUUCAUGUAUUGCAUAUGUGUAUUGGAUUACUACACUGGGAUUUUUAUGAGGCUUAACUACAGUUUCAAAAUGCCUGAACUCCUCCUUUUUCAAAUUUAUUUAUUUAUGUGUUGUGGAUCUGAAGCU
Chiroxiphia lanceolata (lance-tailed manakin) is the source of this 2887-nucleotide messenger RNA. RefSeq names its product TNF superfamily member 13b (gene TNFSF13B). Lineage: Eukaryota; Metazoa; Chordata; Aves; Passeriformes; Pipridae. Gene Ontology annotation, cellular component: membrane. The coding region runs from base 377 to 1213 and encodes 278 amino acids. The record is from RefSeq and is a predicted model, not a curated record. The transcript has 7 exons. Gene Ontology annotation, molecular function: receptor ligand activity; tumor necrosis factor receptor binding. Gene Ontology annotation, biological process: immune response.